Messenger RNA from Tuber melanosporum (Perigord truffle), 983 nucleotides. RefSeq lists its product as uncharacterized. The transcript has 2 exons. Lineage: Eukaryota; Fungi; Ascomycota; Pezizomycetes; Pezizales; Tuberaceae. Bases 223 to 519 code for a protein of 98 amino acids. The record is from RefSeq and is a predicted model, not a curated record.
ACGAUCAGCGCCCUGCGCUGCGGAUAAGAGUAUCAUGUCUUGGGGGCCGACUUGGCUGUUCCCCUGUACGCGAGCGAUCCCCAUACGCUGUCAAAACCCCAUCUUCAAGUCCCGCCCAACCAUCCUCCAACCUCUGCGGGUUUGCUACGACAUCCGAAAUCCACUCGUCGUGAGGAGACUCACUUGUUAAGCUAAUCGCAGAUCGGCACUACCCGCCGCCACAUGGGAUCAUAUGGGAUGGCAUCAUUACCCGGCAUCAAAUUUUAUAGAGCGAGAUAUCAUACCCUUUUUCUUCUUCUUCUUGGGAUGUUGUACUCUACAGGUGUAAUUCAGUGGGAUAACGUACUCAUUGCUCGAACACUAGAAAUGGAGGUUCUUUUUUGGGACCCCGCCCCGUACGAUACUAUGAUCAGAAACUGGUUGGCUGGCUGGCUUGAGAAAUUAAGAAAACAUUAUCCCCCAUAUGAUAUCGUACAACCGGUAUUUGAAGACCAUGAAAUGGUGGAGAACGGGUCAUGAGAAAGGUCCUGUACCAUACCCCUACCCCCCCCAUUACACGGAUCCAACACACACACACACAGAGCCCAAAUAUCAUACUCCUCCUCGACUUUGACUUUUUGUCAAUCCUUCACCGUUGCGUCUCAAAUUUCCUUUCCCAUCCUCGGCGAAUCCCCCGCGCUCCUAGAGCAUCCAAAAGCUCUAGGUGUCGUAUGAUAUAGCCACCACCUGGAUUCACGUGACUCUUGUGUUGGACGCUCGAGUUGGGGUUUUUGUGGCCGAUGUGGGUGUGAUACUUGGUGAUAGUGGCAUGAUCACACAUUAUCACUCGUAUAUUGCACCGGGAUAUUGAGAGUAGCGGAGACUGGAUCAUGGCGGAAUUGGGCUAUAUAAAGUAGGGAUUAUGAAUGUGGCGAAAACUCUGGUCACCGGGGUGGUCGUUGUUCGCCUUGGCUACAGUAUUAGCUCUCUGCUUUUGGUCUGGU